AUGCGCAGAUAUCUCUCUCAGUCAGUGCGGACAGCGCGGCCAGGCCAAUGUUUGAAUAACGUCGUCACUGUCAGACGGUUUGCGACACAUGAGAACCAGCCUCAGAUUCUCGGCGUGAAUUAUGGCAAACAGACCUACAACCUCGAUGCGUUGAAGCAGGGUUCGAAACGACCCUUAACCCUAACUGAGAAACUGCUCUACAGCCACCUCAUAACAAACAGAGACCGUUCCUGGUCACUAGAAGCCAUUGAACGAGGGAAGACGAUCUUGGAACUACGGCCAGACCGCGUUGCUUGCCACGAUGCCACCGCGACCAUGGCUUUGUUACAGUUCAUCAGCGCAGGGCUCCCAAAGGUUGCGGUACCGACGACCGUACAUAGCGAUCACUUGAUUAUCUCUGAGAAAGGUGCGGAUGAAGAUAUGCGACGGGCUUUGGGUGAGCAUGCGGAAGUAUAUGACUUUCUGAGUAGCGCUUCUAAGAAGUAUGGGAUUGGGUUCUGGAAACCGGGAUCGGGGAUUAUUCAUACAGUCAUUUUUGAAAACUAUGCUGUACCAGGUGGGUUGAUCAUCGGAACCGACUCGCAUACUCCCAACGCCGGGGGAAUGGGCAUGCUCGGGAUCGGGGUUGGAGGGGCCGAUGCAGUAGAUGCCAUGUCCGGAAUGCCGUGGGAAUUGGUAGCGCCAAAGGUUGUUGGAGUCCGUCUUACAGGCCAACUCCAAGGCUGGACAUCGACGAAAGACAUCAUCUGCAAGCUUGCUGGAAUCCUCGGUGUGUCUGGCGGGAAAGGACGCGUGAUUGAGUUUUUCGGGCCGGGAACUGAAACCCUGGGCGCGACGGCUAUGGCGACUAUCUGUAAUAUGUCUGCUGAGAUUGGGUCAACGUCGUGUAUUUUUCCUCACUCGGAGGCUAUUGCGCGGUAUCUCUCGGCGACUGGUCGUGCUUAUGCUGCUGGCGCGGCGAAUGUGGUUAAGGAUGUCCUUCUGACGGCAGAUGAAGGAUCUGACAACUACUAUGAUCAGGUCAUCGAGAUCGACUUAAACGAACUUGAACCUCACGUCAACGGGCCAUUCACGCCAGAUCUCGCACACCCAAUUUCCCAACUGAAGUCAGUAGUGUUAGAUAGCGACUGGCCAAAGGAAUUGAGCCACGCCAUGGUGGGCAGCUGCACCAACAGCUCUUACGAGGACCUGGACAAAGCUCGUCAACUAGUCCGCCAGGCCCGUGCCGCAGGACUAACCAACUUCAAAACACCUUUCCUCUUGACCCCGGGAAGCGAGAAGAUCCGUGCAACUGCCGAAGCAGAUGGGAUUUUCGAGGAGCUCCAGGAUGCCGGGGCUGUCGUGCUCAGCAGUUCCUGCGGUCCUUGUGUUGGGUCCUGGGAUCGGAGAGAUGUUGACGUGCGUGGGAAGGAGAAGAACUCGGUUAUCUCCAGUUUCAACCGUAACUUUGUUGGCCGACAUGACAGUAACCCUGCUACUCAUUCGUUCGUUACAUCGCCUGAAUUGGUCACGGCCUUCGCAUAUGCGGGUCGUCUUGAUUUCAACCCUAUCACUGAUAAAAUUCCUCAGGAAGGAACUCAAGAGCCCUUUCAGUUCAACCCUCCUGUUGGUCGCGAGCUUCCCCUUGAUUUCAAGACUGGUGCGCAAACCUUCCAAGAGCCACUGGCAGAUGGUUCCUCCGAAUCCGUCAUCGUUGACCCCCAAUCCGACCGCCUUCAACUCCUGACGCCCUUCCCAGCCUGGCAGACCGGAUGCGCAGAUGAUAUGCAACUCCUCAUCAAAGUCCAGGGGAAAUGCACAACCGACCACAUAUCCCCCGCUGGUCCUUGGUACAAAUAUCGCGGCCACCUCGAGAAUAUCAGCAACAAUAUGCUCACAACAGCCACAAACGCUUACCUUCCCAGCGACCCGCAGAUGCUGGGACACACCAGACACCCCCUAACCUCUGAAGUUAGCGUCGUACCCGAAGUCGCUCGCGACUUACAGCAAAGAGGCAUCCACUGGUGUAUCAUCGGCGACCACAACUACGGAGAAGGUUCCUCCCGCGAACACGCUGCCCUAGAACCACGGUAUCUAGGCGGCGUGGCGAUCAUCGCUCGCUCAUUUGCGCGUAUCCACGAGACGAACCUGAAAAAGCAGGGCAUGUUGCCGCUUACUUUUGACGAUGUUGCUGAUUAUGAUAGAAUCCAGGAUGGGGAUCGGAUCCGGUUGAUUGGGGUGGAAAAGAGUGAGUUGCAGCCUGGGAGACAGAUUACGAUGAGGGUUACUCCAAGGGAGGGAGAGGCUUGGGAGGCGAGGUUGAAUCAUAGCUAUCAUAGUGGGCAAAUUCAGUGGCUGAAGGCGGGGAGUGCACUGAAUUAUAUUAAGAUUAGGGCGAGGUAG
This is a messenger RNA of Aspergillus ruber CBS 135680, 2382 nucleotides long. Its product is annotated as aconitate hydratase. Gene Ontology annotation, cellular component: cytosol; mitochondrion. Gene Ontology annotation, biological process: tricarboxylic acid cycle. The transcript has 3 exons. Bases 1 to 2382 code for a protein of 793 amino acids. The record is from RefSeq and is a predicted model, not a curated record. Lineage: Eukaryota; Fungi; Ascomycota; Eurotiomycetes; Eurotiales; Aspergillaceae. Gene Ontology annotation, molecular function: aconitate hydratase activity; 4 iron, 4 sulfur cluster binding.